GGAUCCUUCCAGAGUGUCGGUGACGGGCGCUGCGGUCUUUAUUAAUAGCAGGCUGUAGUAGUGGUGAAAGCUGAGCCGGGCCGACCUCAGGGCCCUGACUCAGCCUGGCCCAGGUCCUGCCGACACCUCCAGCCCGUGUAAGGCGAUCUGGCUCUCGGAACCUCAGUUUCCUGCUCUGUGAACUGGGGAGAAGUCCCCAUCUUUGUCGGGUGGCUGGGAGGGUCCUGUGUGAAGGACUGGCCCCCUCUCCAAGCCUGGCUCGGAGCCAGUGCUGAGGACGUGGGAGAAGCGCUUUGCACACACAUUUCUGAGCUCUGAGCUCCUGGGUCUGAGGGAGGAGAAACUAGGGACCUGCACCCCUGAGUCUGAGUGAGGAGGGGCUUGGGGCCUGGACUCCAGGGUCUGAGGGAGGAGGGGCUGGGGGCCUGGAUUCCAGGGUCUGAGGGAGGAGGGGCUGGGGGCCUGAACCCCUGGGUCUGAGUGAGGAGAGGCUGGGGACCUGGAUUCCAGGGUCUGAGGGAGGAGGGGCUGGAGGCCUGGACCCCCUGGGUCUGAGGGAGGAGGGUCUGGGGGCCUGGACCCCUGGGUCUGAGUGAGGAGAGGCUGGGGGCCUGGACUCCAGGGUCUGAGGGAGGAGGGUCCGGGGGCCUGGACUCCUGAGUCUGACGGAGGUGGGGCUGGGGGCCUGGACCCCUGGUGCCAUGAUGCGGCACUUCAGGAAUGGCCUCCCUGGCCCCUCAGCCCAGCACUCCGUGCCCGGGGAAGAGCCAGAAUGCACAGAGCUCCACGUCAUCCAGGCCAGGAGGACACGGACACGGCCCUCCGGCGGCUGGUGGAGCUGACAGCCCCCAGGGUGACCACAGAGAGGAACCUGCGAGCCCAGUAUCGCCUCAUCCGAAAGCUCGGCUCCGGCUCCUAUGGCCGAGUUCUCCUUGCUCAGCCUCGACAGGGGGGUCCGACCGUGGCCCUGAAGCUUCUACGCCGGGACUCCGUCCUGAGAGCCACCUUCCUGAGGGAGUUCUGCGUAGGCCGCUGCGUCUCCGCACACCCGGGCCUGCUCCAGACCCUGGCGGGGCCGCUGCAGACCCCCCGGCACUUCGCCUUUGCCCAGGAAUACGCGCCCUGCGGGGACCUCAGCGGGAUGCUACAGGACAGGGGUCUGCCGGAGCUGCUGGUGAAGCGGGUGAUGGCCCAGCUAGCCGGAGCCCUGGACUUCCUCCAUAGCCGGGGGCUGGUCCACGCAGACGUGAAGCCCGACAACGUGCUGGUGUUUGACCCCGGCUGCAGCCGCGUGGCCCUAGGAGACCUGGGGCUGACCCGGCCCGAGGGCAGUCCCACCCCUCCCCCGCCGGGGCCACUGCCCUCCGCCCCACCGGAGCUCUGUCUCCUGCUGCCCCCUGACACGCUGCCCCUCCGACCGUCCCUGGACUCCUGGGGUCUGGGGGUGCUUCUCUUCUGCGCGGCCACAGCCUGUUUCCCGUGGGACGUGGCCUUGGCCCCCGACCCCGAGUUCGAGGCCUUUGCUGGCUGGAUGACCACCAGGCCUCAGCCACCUCAACCGCCGCCCCCCUGGGACCAGUUCGCAGCCCCGGCUCUGGCCCUGCUCCGGGGGCUUCUGGACCUGGAUCCUGAGACCAGGAGCUCCCCACUGGCUGUCCUGAACUUCCUGGGGGAUGACUGGGGGCUGCAGGGGGACAGAGGGGCACCUGGGGACUUGGGGGGUAUGUCCGGUGAGGAUGGGGAAGAGGAGGAGGAGGGGGGGUCAAGCCUGGAGGAGUGGACAGAGGAGGAGGAGGACGGUGACCAAGGUGGCGGGAGGAUGGGGACAGAUGGGGGAACUCCCAGACCAGGUGACUGAGACAGGUGGCCAGAGCCUGAGCCAAAGUCCCCUCCCCCAGCCUCCACCGCCACCUGGAUGGAGAGACAGCUGCUUGGGUGAGGACGGAGAGGGAAUACAUUGCAUGUCUCCCUCUCUGCUGGAAGCCAGACUUGGGUGCACCCUCCCUACUGAGGACCUGGGAGCCCAGGACCCUUGUCCCCUCCUCCCUCAGACCCAGGGGGGCCCUGGCCCCCAGCCCCUCCUCCCCAAGCACCCUCCCUUUUCCUUCUCUCCUGAAUGUGUCUGCUUGAACAAAGGCGCUGUUUCCCCUGUAGAUGCAUUUCUGCGCUGCGGGGACCUAAGAGUCCUGACGAGGCCCCUCCUCUCCUCUAAGAUCUUGCAUGACUCCCACUGUCCGCGGCACCAAAUCUGGACUUGCAGGAUCUGACACCUUGGAAACUUCCGCCUCCGCUCACCUGCCCCACGUCCCUGAGCCCCGGAUAACUCUGGGGGAGCCCCGCAUCCUUUGUGGGCCUGAACCUGCACGCACGCACGUGCACGCACGCACACACCUACACGCACGCACGUGCACGCAGGGGCGCAGCUUCGCAGGUCCUGGGUUCCUUUCCCCGGCAGCGCCCUCCUGCGCCCUCUCCGGCCCCGCCGGGAACUGCACCCGAGCGCGGGUCGGGCCUCCCUGCGCUCCCGGCCUCUCUCGGGCGCUCCAACGAGGCCUUGGUCUCCUGUCCCUACGUUCCGCUCACUUCUGCCCCCACAUUCGAGCGCCCCGCGCCUGCUCGCACCCACAGAGCACGUGGCAGGUGGCCGCCCCGGCUCAGGGGCACCCUGGCCUGGAUGGCUCUCCAGCACCCAACGGAGCAGCCCUGCCCCAGGCUAGGGACUUUGGCAGGGACUGUGUUUACUCCCGUGACGCUGCCCUGCGUGCUUUUGUAAAAAAAUAAAUAAAUAAAAUGUGGGUUCACUCAACGCAACUCCCGUGUCCUGGGCUGAACCCUGAGGCAGAAAGAGGUUGUUGGCAGAAAGGCCCAGGGAGAUAAGACGCGUUUGAUCGAGAAUGUCUGGCCUUGGACAAAUGCGCCCUUGGCCGAGAGUCCCUGGCCCGGUGGGGGCGUGGGCGAGGGGACACGGGAGUGCUCAGCCCCAUGU
This is a messenger RNA of Artibeus jamaicensis (Jamaican fruit-eating bat), 2986 nucleotides long. RefSeq names its product SH3 domain binding kinase family member 3 (gene SBK3). Lineage: Eukaryota; Metazoa; Chordata; Mammalia; Chiroptera; Phyllostomidae. Gene Ontology annotation, biological process: protein phosphorylation. The record is from RefSeq and is a predicted model, not a curated record. Bases 773 to 1858 code for a protein of 361 amino acids. The transcript has 4 exons. Gene Ontology annotation, molecular function: protein serine/threonine kinase activity; ATP binding.